GACGACUACAGUACUAUCACUUCUUGUCUUCAUAACAAAGUACAUUUUAUAUUUGUCUCAUCCACCAUUCAGGUCAAUCAACCAAUCUGUGUCACGCACCAUGGGAAGAUGUAUUGACGUUUGCAUGCUGGUCUUAUGGGUUCCAGUUUGUGUGACCUUCAUUGUCUUGGGUGCUGUGUACAUUGAUGACUGCCCAGUGAAACGUGUCAUCCCUGUCCACAUGAUCAUUUCUGGAUCUUUCGGUCUCCUCUAUGCAUUCUCUUCCUGCUACAAGGACCGUGUUGUGUGCCAACAUUUGUCUAAACUAUUUUGGUUCAUGAUCAUCGUCUGGUGCAUUAUUGGCCAUAAUUGGAUCUUCUCUGUAUUCCAGCCCAACUACGAACGGAAAGGGAUCAUCGGCUACAAAUACUGCAACAAAUCUCUAUACAUCUUUGCGGCUUCUACCACCAUCAUAUUGGAAAUCUUUUUAAUUGGGCGGCUGCUUGGGUUGUUCAGUGUUUGUAAGUUGUUCAUGCUUUGUCUGGUCUGCUGUGUCUCUUUAUGCAAGUCUGAUGAUGUCAAACCUGAUCAGGUUGUUGAGCCUUUGAGGUGUGUGGAGACUGAGAGGUGUGUGGGGACUGACGGAAGUGUGGGGACUGAGGUGUGUGUGGGGACUGACGGAAGUGUGGGGACUCAGGUGUGUGUGGAGACUGAGGUGUGUGUGCGGACUGACGGAAGUGUGGGGACUGAGGUGUGUGUGGGGACUGACGGAAGUGUGGGGACUCAGGUGUAUGUGGAGACUCAUGAGAGUGUGGGGCAUGAUGAGAGUGUGGGGACUAAGGAGUAUGUGGUAACUGAGCAGAGUGAGUCCAACACUGCUCAUUAUUAAUGCAAUUCACUAUUCACAUUAGUCAUUUACAUGAAUUUGUCUCCUUUGGGGGGUGAGAUAAUAUAAUAAUGUAGAUGUCAUCAUAAACAAAUAAGCAACAAUGGGUAAAUUGGUGCCAUUAUGUUGCCAAAUAUCAGAAGAUUAAAAUAAAAAUAUAAAUUCCCACUUUGACUUUCAAGAUUUAAAAUGUACCUUGGUAGACAAAUAUUAUUGUUACCAUUGUUGAGCAGAAUUAUAAUCAUUUGGCUAAUAGGCUGCUGUUCCACUUCACAGACACCCCCCUAAAAUAGUUUAGUGGAACAGCCCAUCAAUCAAAAGGCACACCUGAAGAAAAUGGACUGGUGUGUUAAAAGGCCGACUUCUGGUCCCAUUCUGCCCCUGCUGUAAUUCGUAAUUCAUUACAAUUAUAAUAACUCAUUGGAUCAAAUUGUGUGAUGAUCAUCUUAGUCCUUGACAAAUAGUAGGCCUAAGCUUAUGGAUCUAUUGUCUGUUACCAAUAUCAGCAAUAAAAUAAGCAGCAUCUUGUUUACUUGGAAUGAACAGAGCACAUAAUGCAAAUGAAUACAAGUCAGACAGAGAUUAAAUCGAAGAUUGAAUGUUUUAUGGCUCAAUUUGAAUUGAUCAAAUGUGUGUUGUGUUCUUUCACAAUAAACAGGCCAGGGCUUCUA
Molecule: messenger RNA, 1536 nt
Organism: Coregonus clupeaformis (lake whitefish)
Lineage: Eukaryota; Metazoa; Chordata; Actinopteri; Salmoniformes; Salmonidae
Exons: 4
Coding region: 101-868 (255 amino acids)
Source: RefSeq, a predicted model, not a curated record